ACCCUAACAUUUGAAAAAAUUGUAAAAAGUGCCAUCUCACUUUCUAUUCACACUUUUAGCAUAGAUAAUAUAGAUAUGGGAUUGCUAGUGUGGUUAGGACACGCCUCAUCACAUUUUCGCUUCCCAUACUACACCAGAUUUUGUUAAAAUCAGAAUAUCCUUGUAUAAAGAUAAGAAAUUUUUGUUGCAGAGAGCUUUGUUAAGCUGUGACAAAUUAAAUGGCUCUAGAUGCUUCAGUGUUGCUUCUGUUUCUACUUCUUCUCCUACCUCUGCUAUGUUUCAUGAAAAAGAAGCCAAAAGUAGAUUGUGUACAGAAGAAGAACCUCCCACCAGCUCCCCCAAAGCUUCCAAUAAUUGGAAACUUGCACCAGCUUGGAGCUUUGCCUCACCAGUCUUUAUGUAAACUUGCCAAAAAAUAUGGCCCUGUAAUGUUUCUUCAACUGGGAAGUGUACCAACUCUCAUAAUCUCCUCUGCAGAGGCUGCAAGAGUCGUAUUAAAGACCAACGAUCUCAAUUCUUGUAGCAGACCUCCAUUGGCAGGUGCUAGAAUACUCACUUACAAUUAUCUAGACUUAGCUUUUGUAGCUUAUGGUGAUUAUUGGAGAGAGAUGAGGAAAAUCUGUGUUUCUGAGCUUUUCAGUGCGAAAAAAGUUCUGUCAUAUCGGUCUAUUAGGGAAGAACAAGUUGAUUCUCUUAUCAAUUCCAUAUCUGAGUUAUCUGAAUCAUCUUCUUCUAGUACUCCUGUUAAUCUUACUGAGAAGCUCUUUUCCCUCACUGCUAGUGUGAUUUUGAGGAUUGCUUUUGGAACAAGUUUCCAAGGGAGUGGUUUCGACCGCUAUAGAUUUCAUGAAGUUGUUCAUGAUGCUGAGGCCAUGUUAGCAAGCUUUUCAGCUACUCAGUUUAUUCCUUAUGUGGGAUGGAUUAUAGACAGGCUAUCUGGUUUACAUCAAAGAUUGGGAAGAACUUUCAAAGAGUUGGAUCGAUUUUUUCAACAUGUAAUUGAUAAUCAUCUCAGUUCUGGAAGAACACAGCAAGAUCAUGAGGAUAUUAUUGACGUUCUGCUGAAAUUUGUGAAAGAGCAAACUGGCUUUGCAGCUGCUACGAUCUCUCAUGAAAAUAUAAAAGCGGUCCUCCUGAAUGUGUUUUUAGGUGGAGUAGAUACUGGAGCAAUUACUAUGAUUUGGGCAAUGGCAGAGUUGGCUAAGAACCCAAAACUGAUGAAGAAAGCACAAGAUGAAGUUAGAGAUUGCAUUGGAAACAAAGGGAAAGUUGGUGAAACUGAUAUUGAUCAGCUUCAAUACCUCAAGAUGAUAGUGAAAGAGACUCUAAGAUUGCAUCCACCGGCUGCUUUCCUUCUUCCAAGAGAAACUAUUUCUCACUUCAAAGUCAAUGGUUAUGAAGUUUACCCAAAAACAACAAUCCAAAUCAAUGCUUGGGCAAUAGGACGAGACCCGGAAUAUUGGAAAAAUCCUGAAGAGUUUAUACCAGAAAGGUUCAAUGAUAGUCCUAUUGACUUCAAGGGACAACAUUUCGAGUUCUUGCCUUUCGGAUCGGGUCGAAGAAUCUGUCCUGGAAUAACCAUGGCAACUACUAUAGUGGAGCUUGGACUUGCAAAUCUGUUGUACUGGUUUGAUUGGAAGUUGCCUGAUGGGAUGAAAGAGGAAGAUAUAAAUAUGGAAGAGGAAGCUGGUAUUUCGCUUACCAUCUCUAAAAAAACUGCUCUCAACCUUGUCCCUGUCAAGUACUCUGAAGUACAACAGAAGAUAGCCUGAGUUCGGGGGAAACUUGUAAUUCAAGGAAAUAUCUUUUUACAUAUCUCAUGGUAUUUUGUUCGUAAUAAACAAUCUUAAUUCUGUUGCUUUGGUUAGCGGUUAAUCAAAACCCUUAAUAGCUCUUUUGGUAGUUUUUAUGUUUUUGGUCUUCUGUUUCUCUUAUGAAUCCCUGUCAUUGAAAAGUUAUAUAAUUUGUGAAAUGUACGAAUGGAUUACGUA
Ziziphus jujuba (common jujube) is the source of this 1991-nucleotide messenger RNA. RefSeq names its product cytochrome P450 71B26-like. Lineage: Eukaryota; Viridiplantae; Streptophyta; Magnoliopsida; Rosales; Rhamnaceae. The transcript is spliced from 2 exons. Bases 219 to 1772 code for a protein of 517 amino acids. The record is from RefSeq and is a predicted model, not a curated record. Gene Ontology annotation, molecular function: heme binding; iron ion binding; oxidoreductase activity, acting on paired donors, with incorporation or reduction of molecular oxygen.